GCGCGCUAGAGAGGGUGGUUGGCGGAAGAAUAUUUGCCAGAGGAUCGAUCAACAACAAGGUGACCCCAUGUCUAUGCAUUCCCGGUUUCCGUGAACCGUGCCAUGAAAACAGAACGUUCACUAGGCCCUGUACCAAUAGCUCAACACGCACUCGACCCCGUGAAUUAGAGUUUGGCGGCGUGAGAAUAUGGUGAUAAAACUCCAACCAUUUCCAGCAAUAUAACGGCUCCCUCUCCGUGUGCUUUGUCGGGCAUGUGCGAUCGAUAUCGAUCUCCCAGCUCUCCCAUCUAUACACACGCUUGCUUGUGGCUGUUCUCGAUACGUGAGAACCCAGUGUCCCGUCGCCACUAUGGCUCCACAAGGCACCACCAGGUCGUUCCACCAUGAUUUGACGGAUGAGAAAACCGGUGCACUCCAAACAGAAGAGGUUGUCGUGCAGCGCAUCACGGAGGAUGACUUGUUGCAAAUGUCGAAGGAGGCGAUGCCAACGUUCUGGACGAAGACUGGAAUGCGACUUUGCUUGAUCAUGUUCGUUCAGGGUUGUAAUCAGGCAGGUUAUGGCGUCGACUGGGCAGUCAUUGGCAACAUCAACGCCUACAAGUCCUGGCACAACUACUUCGGGUUUGCAACGAGCGGAACCACUUUCGCGCAUAUCACGGCCUUGAUGAGGAUUGGGACAGUUUGCGGUGCUCCAUUCCUGGCUUUGAACGACAAAAUUGGGCGUCGGGGGGUCAAUUUUCUCGGGAAUUCUCUCGUAAUUAUAGCUGCUUUAAUGCAAGGCCUCGCCCCAAACGUUUCUUGCUUCAUGGCUGGCCGCUUUUUCCUGGGAUUCGGAUCUGCCUUGAUGUCUUCGCCGCAGUACAUCGCCGAAGUCGCUCCUGUCCAUCUCCGAGGACGCAUUGUGGGCAUGUUCGGAGCCUGCUUCCAGAUUGGUAGCGUGGCCAUGAACGCUGGAAUGAUCGGAACUGCGACUAUGGCCGAUACCAACAACUGGUCGUGGCGCAUCCCUUUGCUCUUGCAGACCUUCUUCCCGUUGGUAGUUUGCUCGCUCAUCUACUUCCUAACGCCUGAGUCGCCACGUUAUCUUAUGUUGAAGGGUAAACGAGAAGAAGCAAAGGAGGUCAUUGCGAAGUAUAUGACAACUUCCGGGUCAACCUCCGAGCCUCUCGUCAAUGUCGUAGUUGCACAGAUUGAGGAGUCACUGGAAACGUCAAGGACGGGCUUCAGACAGUCGUGGAACUUUGCUGUUUUUGUCCAGAAGGUCGUCAGAUAUCGACUGUUGGUGUUGAUUCUGUACUCUUGCUUUCAGUCCUGGAACGGAGGAGGUAUCGUUUCCUACUAUCUCACACCCGCGCUUGAGACAAUCGGAGUCACAGACAAGAUUAAACAGCUUGGCAUAUCGCUUGGACUGACCGCGACAUACUUCAUCUUCACUGCGAUAGGUGGUUGGUUUGUUGAUUUGCUGAAACGUCGUACACUAAUCUUCGCUGGCCUCAUUGGCAUAAUCUGCAUGCAGACAGCUGCCACGAUAACCUCUUGGCAGUAUAGUCAAACAAAAUCUAAAGCUACAUCCGGCCUUACUAUCAUGUGGAUGUUCCUGUUCCAGAUCAUCAGCGCCACUUUCAUCGCCACAAUGCAUAAUCUCUAUCCAGUCGAGAUUCUAGCGCUGCCGCUUCGUGCCAAGGGUAUGGGGUUGUACGGAAUCAUCCAGGGCGCGUGCGGAGCCAUCGAAGCAUAUGGCAUCUCCAUCGGUAUUAGUAAGAUUGGCUACAAGAUCUGGUGCGUCUACAUAGUGUACAACUGCCUUCAGUUGGUCGCGGCAUACUUCAUAUUCCCAGAAACGUCCAAAUUGACACUAGAGGAAAUUGAUGCUGUAUUCGAGACGCCAGGAGUGCAUCCAGUCAAGAUGUCCAUGAAGAUUCAAGAGGCGAAGGUGGAGAAGGCAAAAUUAGAUCAGGAGAGUGGUGUACUCAACAACACAAGCCACAGGGAGCUGUGA
Molecule: messenger RNA, 1999 nt
Organism: Cucurbitaria berberidis CBS 394.84
Lineage: Eukaryota; Fungi; Ascomycota; Dothideomycetes; Pleosporales; Cucurbitariaceae
Product: putative MFS sugar transporter protein
Exons: 5
Coding region: 350-1999 (549 amino acids)
Biological process (GO): transmembrane transport; carbohydrate transport
Cellular component (GO): membrane
Molecular function (GO): carbohydrate:proton symporter activity
Source: RefSeq, a predicted model, not a curated record